Messenger RNA from Micropterus salmoides (largemouth bass), 514 nucleotides. It is a transcript of the gene uqcrb, whose product is annotated as cytochrome b-c1 complex subunit 7. NCBI's taxonomy places the organism in Eukaryota, Metazoa, Chordata, Actinopteri, Centrarchiformes, Centrarchidae. The record is from RefSeq and is a predicted model, not a curated record. The transcript has 4 exons. Gene Ontology annotation, biological process: mitochondrial electron transport, ubiquinol to cytochrome c. The coding region runs from base 14 to 391 and encodes 125 amino acids.
CCCAUUGACCUGAAUGCUCCUUACCCAUAACGCACCGCGAUCAUUCUUAGAGGUAAAAAUGGCGACGAGGACACCAGCAGCGACAGGCAGACUCCUGCUUGGGUUCCGCAAAUGGUAUUUCAACAUGUGUGGCUUCAACAAGCUUGGUUUAAUGCGUGAUGACACAAUCUAUGAGGAUUUAGAUGUGAAAGAGGCCCUGAGGCGGCUUCCAGAACAGCAGUACAACGAUAGGAUGUUCAGGGUCAAGAGAGCCUUGGAUCUCUCCAUGAAGCAGCAGAUCCUCCCGAAAGACCAAUGGACGAAAUAUGAAGAGGAUGUCCAUUACCUGACACCGUAUCUGGAUGAGGUGAUCCGUGAGAGGAAAGAAAGAGAGGAGUGGAUGAAGAAAUAGAUGGUUCCCGGUCAAAGCUGUUAAUCUUUGUCCUUGGUUGGUGCAUGGUUCCCCCGUGGCGUAGUAUUUAAAAUGAAAUGUGAUCUAUAUAAAACAGUGCUCAUUAAAGAAAUGUAAAUUUUG